AUGGCCAUCAUCCCCACUCAUCAAACCACACUCAGUCGGCGCAUCGGCACUCAACCAGCAGCCGAUCGUCUGGCCACAACGCUCCAAUCCAUCCACACCCAAAACACACGCCAGGAGAAACGUCAGACUAAGAUCAGGGUCACCGGCAUCGAACGUAACCGCAGAGAUCUCUAUAUCAAAUUUGACGCUUGGUCUAAUUUGACAACAACCAGAGCCGGCCAUUGUCCUAAUGUCUCCAGAUCUUACAAAGAAUUCUUGGCGUUCCACGAAGCGUUGAUCGCUAAUAAUUCACACACGAUCGUCCCACCGAUUCCAUUUCCAAACACCUCGGCACCCAAUCCAGCAGAUGACGACAGAUUAGUGGCCUCAGCCUUCCAGCAAUUCUUUGAUAGAUUACUCAUGAACGCCUUCCUGAGGAGCGACGACGAGCUGCGGGUAUUUCUAGAGUCAGAUUUCGGGUAUACGCCCCAGACGAAGAUCAAGAAGCGAUCGAUCACGAGUGGCUCGGGCUGGCUGGGCAAGCCGGCCGUCGGCUCCUCCGUGCGCACCUUGCCCUCGAGCACAAUCCAGCAGGGGCCCGGAGGAACACCGGACACGGUGGUAUCGAUCGUCGAGGAGGACGAGCUUUCGAAUGCAAAGCUACAGUUCAGACUGUUGGAGGACCGGCUGGUUGACGUUUGCCGGUCGAUCGAGCAGCUCUCCCGUUCCCGUCGCUCGCUGGCCCAAGCGCUCCUCGAUCUCUCCGGCCGGGUGACCCAGUUCUCGACGACCGAGUCGCACGGCGCUCUGGCCGAGGGAUUCCGCCGACUGGGGCAGACGAUCCGCGCGAUCUCCGAGCUCGAGACAAACAGCGCGGUGGGCUAUCUGGUGACGCUCUCCGACGGUCUGAGUUGGUGCUCGGUGAGCGCCAAGGCGGCCAAGGAUGUGCUCCGGAACCGGGCCGGGAUCUUGCACGAACACUACACGAGCGUCAAGAAAUCGAUCGAGAAACGCAGACUGAUCGAGCGGAUCAAGAGCAACACCCUCAACGUCUCCUCCGAGCGGGUCGAGAGCGCGCUCGACGAACUAGAGGAGGCCAAGAAAGCAGAGGAGACAAUCGCUCAGAAAGCCAUGCUGAUCUCGACCAACCUCAGACCCUCCUUGCGUACCCACUCGGAGCUCCUCCACGACGAUCUGCUCUACUCGUUGAUGGAAAAUGCCCGGACUCAGUUGAUCUAUGAGAAGCAGAUCCUCAAAGAGCUCGAGCGUGUCAAGCCCGAACUGGACUCGAUCAGCUUACGUCCGGCCAACGUGAUCUAUGGGCAUUCGUCGACGAGUGGUGCACCGAGCGUUGGGAAACAACCAACGAACACCGACCAUCGUCGCCCACGAGAGUCACUCGUCGACCAUCCCCACCAUCCAUCCACCAACCCCACCUCCCAUCCGCCCUCUAAUAACCUCCACCACCAGCCCGCAUCGGCUAUCAUCAACCACCACCAUAUCCAACCCACGCAGAUCCGAACAGGCGAGGUCUCGAGAAAAUUGGUCGUCCAUGAUCGGCUCGGCGAGAACGUUGACUGUCGCCAACGUGUCGACGCUAAAAGCGCCGCCGCCUCACUCGCUCGCUUGUUCUGA
Molecule: messenger RNA, 1614 nt
Organism: Puccinia triticina
Lineage: Eukaryota; Fungi; Basidiomycota; Pucciniomycetes; Pucciniales; Pucciniaceae
Exons: 5
Coding region: 1-1614 (537 amino acids)
Biological process (GO): retrograde transport, endosome to Golgi; intracellular protein transport
Cellular component (GO): retromer, tubulation complex; endosome
Molecular function (GO): phosphatidylinositol-3-phosphate binding
Source: RefSeq, a predicted model, not a curated record